Molecule: messenger RNA, 4150 nt
Organism: Exophiala dermatitidis NIH/UT8656
Lineage: Eukaryota; Fungi; Ascomycota; Eurotiomycetes; Chaetothyriales; Herpotrichiellaceae
Product: nuclear transcription factor Y, alpha
Exons: 3
Coding region: 2062-2979 (305 amino acids)
Biological process (GO): regulation of transcription by RNA polymerase II
Cellular component (GO): CCAAT-binding factor complex
Molecular function (GO): RNA polymerase II cis-regulatory region sequence-specific DNA binding; DNA-binding transcription factor activity, RNA polymerase II-specific
Source: RefSeq, a predicted model, not a curated record
GUCCGUCCCUCGCCCUUCCUCUUAUUUUCCCUCUUUUUCUUCUCUCCUCCGUUUCGCCCAAUCGCCCUCGGUUUCGUUUCUUCGUUUCUCUGCGCCCAAUCACCUCUCAUUCGCAUCACUCAUUCUUGCCAUCACCCAUCCACUCGAAACCACCAACCGCAAGAGACAUAUCAGAGUAGAGUCCGACGCUGCUCACGUGGGUCUGUGACAACCGCGAGGCUGCGAGAGGCUGUUGCUGCAACGCCCGCCGAAUCACCUCCAAGAGCCCUUCUUCUCGCCCGUCUUUGCAACUUGAUUCGACUGCCUCGUCCCCAAGAUCCACGCUCGUGGUAAACCGUCACCACCUAUCAUCGUCCGCAUCGACCUGCGACGACCACGACGAACCACUCGCGACGCCGGCGCUUCAAUAUCAUCGAGCCUCGUCGCGUCGCAGAACGACAAAACAACCUCGACGUCAGAAGCUGAGGAAAAAUUCGAAGCGAGCUCCGGAAAGUGUAGCUACGGUGCGGCGCGUCGCCCGUCAUCUACCUUACCUUGCAACUACUGCGCCAGCUCCGACUGCGGGCGAUCGUCACCCAGCACUGAACAGCGCACACUGGCAGCAACGCAAACGCAUCGCAUCGCAUCGCGUAGCAAUCAAUCCCUGCUUCCGCUCAACUCUGCCCUGAUCUCAUUAUAGUCUCGCGCGGCAAGCAUACCGCCGUCCUCAGGCUCGACUCACCGCCGGGAACCCUGUCGCUGGGUGCACAGUCGUCACGGCCACGGAUCACACACUACCUACGACAUACUCGCUCCCGCCGCCAACCGCUCACCGAAUAUCCCGACCGCAACUCCAUCUUUUCCCGCAGUUCUUCCACCACCGCCGACUGCCCACUCAGCACAAUCUCGCCAACCAGUGCACUGUCGCAACCACUUCUGCGUCACGGUCGCAUCUAUCUCGCUGCUGAUUGCACCUGUUCGCGCGGCUCGCCCACCACUUAAUAAAAACGCGUCAACUGAAGUCGGUUGUAUUGCAUCCCUUCCGCCGUCGCGUACCAUCCGCAUCGCAACCAAAUUCACGAGGUUGGCUUGUAGUUCGGCUCCAAAGCUUACAACACCCGAGUGUUGCCUCACGUCUUGGGCAUAAACAGCCACAGGCCCGCGAAGCACGAAUUACAAGAAUAGAACCCAGCUCGGCUUCCAUCCCAGCGUGGGACGGACUAAAAUUUCAGCAAUCGAAUAGCAGAUCGCCCUGCCUUCCGCGUCCGAAUCAUUCCCUUUUGUUUCGCCGCAGCUUCAGAAUAGACAAUCCAAUCCGACCGCGCGCGCAACAACAAGCUUCUCGAAGGCGUCGCAGCAAAGCUCGAAAAUAUCGAAACGAGCCUCAACCGCGAAAGGUAGGCCGCAAGAGCUGGAAACGAAGAGCUCUCGAUCAGGCAUCGUCAUCUUGCGCAACACAGUUCCGACUCGUCUCGUCCCGCGACCAGGAGAGGUGACAACUCAUCAGACCGCCACGCUACGCGCAAUUAUCCCAGCUUGUUCUUCUGCAAAGGAGCCCAAUCUGAGGCGAGUUCAUCCGGCUUUGAGCAUUUGACAAACCUGGCUGUGUACGAUCCCGCCUCAUUUGCCGGCGUGUUUUUGUCGAUAUAGUGGACCGCUGGUCAAUCGUUCCAGUCUUUCCAACAUCCAAAUCGCAUAAUCUGCCUCGACCGCAAUCAGACGCAGUAUUGGUCCUUCGACGCUGAUCCAGUGACCUGGACAAGCUGCGCUAGUUGCUCACGCAAGGGACCAGCCUUCAAACUAUCCUACCUAGACCCUCCUAUCAGAGACUCCAGGCGCCUUCUGCCGCAGUCUCCAGGCACAACAGGCCCCAUAGAGCGCGUCUCGGCCGUCACAUUUCGCCGCUUCAACCUGUUAACGGUCCAACCUAGGUCCAACGACCUCACUCCUCUGUGCACGACGACGCCUCUGAGGUAGACCGUUCAACAACCUACGGGUGCGCCAACGACUCCUUGCCGCGCACUCCAGCAUUUAGCUGAGCGUGAACCAAUUCGAAGCUUAAAUCAUAAACCGGCCGUCAAGAUGGAGUACCCUCCACAAUAUCAACAACACGCUCAACAUCCGCACCUGCAGGGUGGCUAUCAGACAUCACCUCAAAGCGCUGGGCCGGGUGCUCUUCAGUCGCCUUCCGGCCCGCAGUCACACAUGCAGCAGCACAAUCCCAACCAAGCGUCUCCCAUCCUGCCCUCUCAGAGUCAAAACCACUACCAACCUCAGUCAGCUGGGGCGGUUCACUCGUCGAUGGGUUAUCCUCAAUAUGGUGUCGGCACAGGAAUGACACAAGGUUAUGGAAUAUCUCCUACGCAAGCUGCGGCUAUGGCCACUGCCGCCGCAUCAGGACAAAUGCCAUCAUUGCCGGCCACGGUUGGCAUGCCUCAGGGAAAUCAGAUGGGUCAACAACGACGAAUGAGCCAACACAUUACCAGCCCUCAUGGCCAAGUGUCGCAGCCUGCCAUCAACCACAACAUCCCGAGACAAUCUGUUCCUCCUGCCAUGCCGCCUCAACAGGGGGUGCAGGCAGCCCCCGAGGAAAUGGUAGCAGGAGGGGCGGAAGAAUCUCCCCUAUAUGUCAACGCCAAGCAAUUCCACCGUAUCUUGAAGCGACGUGUUGCCCGGCAGAAACUCGAAGAGCAACUGCGAUUGACGUCCAAGGGGCGCAAACCAUAUCUCCAUGAAUCGCGACAUAACCAUGCCAUGCGCCGACCUCGUGGGCCCGGUGGUCGAUUCUUGACAGCCGAUGAAGUCGCGGCAUUGGAAAAGGGUGAGAACAAAACGGGGGAGAAUGGUACCCCCGCCGCGAAGAAGACCGAGAACGCCACCUCGGGAACGAAGAGAAAGGCUACGGACACCGACAACGAGACACCGGUGAAGAAGUCCAAAGUGGGCAGCGAGAGCGCCGAGGAUGAAGAGGACGAUGAUGGUGAGGCGGAUCUUGGUUGAGCUGAGUCCGCCAAUCAUCCAUUCCCGCGGGCAUUAUCUUCUUCAUCUUUCCUUGUCAGCAUCGACGGGUGUUCUGCCACUUUAGCAGGCGUUUGUGACUUUGAAUCGGGCAGUGGGAGGCUUCGUGGUCGGCUUGGCUAGGCAGAAUUGUACUUUUGUCUGCCCAAGCUGGCUGUGGGUAAUCUUUGAACGACUUUUUCCUUUGUCAGAGAGAUACGGGCUCACGCCAGGACAUGCCAAGCAUCGCUGCAACGACGACAUCGACUCUCCUUUCACUCUCAGGCUUGGUACGGUGGGGUUCAAUGACGAUUUGCAUACUUGUUUCGCUCCAGGCGAUGUUUUUCCUUUUCCGUACAGAUUGUCAAGAGGGUCAAUUGAAAGUUGGUACAGAUCUAUGGACAGAUUCCGUCACCGGAAAUAAUCCACAGGCGGCUUGACGGAUGGUACCGGAUGCCAUGCUUUGUUGCAUGCCCCGGGGCCCACGUCGACCACUGCCGCAAGGGCUGGGAACGGGAAACUCCAGAUGAAGAACCUCAGGGUGUGGGAAAACGAGAAAACAGGAAAGAGAGAAGACAUGUUUGAGGGUAUCCGAUAUCAGAGGAACCGGUCAGCCUGUGCUCGCGCACCAUGACGGCAUCUUUUCUUUUCGAACAUAUAAAAAGACAAAAAUCCAGCUCAUCAACUGGCUCCCAAACAAAACUCGACACUAGGAACGGUGUUCUCGACCCGGACACAGACAUUGUUCCAUUGACGAUCGUUGUUUCCACGGCCUCUGAUACGAAUUUCCUUGCUGAUUGAAUGUGUUGUUUUUGAUUUUGAUUGUGGCUAGGUACUAGUAUGGUUAUGUUUUGUAAUGUUGUCUGAACAAAUUGUGGCUUGUGCAGUGUGCAGUGUGCUCGAUUGAAGUUGAAUUCGGGGUUCAAUGCAAUGCACCUUUAUUCUUUGCAAAUACUGGCGAAAUCGUGUCGAUGAUGGGACGGAAGGGAGCGAAGGAGGGAGAGGGAGGCGCUGGCUGAGGUUGGGUAACUACCUACCUACCUUACCUUACUGUACCUAGAGUGGGUAGGUAGAUUAGCUCAAACUCGGUGGUGCGGUCAGUAUGGUGAGAAAGGUAAAUAAAUAGGUUCGUAACCGCUAGUUAGUAGCUGAAUGAAUAUGAAUCAAGGUAGCG